Haliotis rufescens (red abalone) is the source of this 3063-nucleotide messenger RNA. RefSeq lists its product as uncharacterized. The record is from RefSeq and is a predicted model, not a curated record. Gene Ontology annotation, molecular function: zinc ion binding; protein binding. Lineage: Eukaryota; Metazoa; Mollusca; Gastropoda; Lepetellida; Haliotidae. The coding region runs from base 94 to 1848 and encodes 584 amino acids. The transcript has 3 exons.
CAAGGUUAUAUCAAGCCUUGUGAACACUGUCCCUUGACUCGUUACCCAAUCUCACUGCAUCAGGUAGGUCUGACUUGUCUGUCACCAGGUAAGAUGGCGACCUCCCAGAAGUUAACAGAACACUUUCUGACAUGCACGAUAUGUACAGAGGUGUUUGACAAGCCCUGUACACUUGCAUGUAAUCACACCUUCUGUCGGAAAUGUGUCAUCACCUACACCCAAACCAGACCAGAAGCCAUCAGUGCCAAGUCUCUCCUGUGUCCAUUCUGCAGGAAGAUGACGAAAGUGUCUGCCCCUGAGAGACCAGUGGAGGAAUGGGCAGAUGACUUCAAACCUAGCUUUGUCAUCCAGGGACUUUUGGACUCAUUUGGCCCCGAAUCUAAAGAUACGAUCAACUGCAGCUUUUGUAAGGAGGAAGGGGAGACAACUCCAGCUACAUCUUGGUGUUCUGUCUGUGACGACGCACUCUGUGAACUGUGUAUGUGGGUGCACAAACUAAUUCCACUUUUCCGUCAUCGUGGCGCAUUUGACCUGUCUCCAUAUAUGAAGGUUAAGGUUAGGAAAAAGGUCAUGUGUAAAGUUCACAAGGAUGAAAAUGUCAAAUACAUUUGUAAAGAUUGUAAAACAGCUGUUUGUCAAACAUGCUGCACCAACCAUCACAGGAAAUGUGACUUGGUUGUUGAAAUUGAGUCAGAGAUUACUGCAAUGAAAACCGAGUUGAAAGAGAAUAAAGAGGAUUUGUUGAAGAAACACGACGAGAUGAAAACACAUGUUGGUAAACAGGACACCAUUAACGUGCUGGACCUGAAGGCUACACCUGUGUUACAAGACGCCAUUAACGUGCUGGACCUGAAGGCUACUCCUGUGUUACAGGACACCAUUAACGUGCUGGACCUGAAGGCUACUCCUGUGUUACAGGACACCAUUAACGCGCUGGACCUGAAGGCUACUCCUGUGUUACAGGGCAACAUUAACGUGCUGGACCUGAAGGCCACUCCUGUGUUACAGGGCAACAUUAACGUGCUGGACCUGAAGGCUACUCCUGCGUUACAGGGCACCAUUAACACCAGAGUAGCAGGAUAUGCAGAUAUAUCAAACCCCAGUGAUAUGACGGUGUUAGUGGUGAAUGGUACAGACACAGUGGUAGUCACAGACUAUAGCAACAACAGUGUGAAGUCCUUCUACACCAGGAAUAAGAAGCAAAGUCACAGCAGGCUCAGUGUGGGUGGUCGUCCGUAUGGUAUAACAAAGUUGAAGGACAACCAGGUGGCUGUCACUGUGCCGGGUGCCAGUCAUAUUGUAACAGUACAAGUCAACCCUGACCUGGUGCUGUUGUCAACCAUUAUAACCAGCAAACGGUACUACAGUAUAACGUCUCUGACACCAUCAACACUAGCAGCAGGUUCUGACUCCCCUCCCUGUGUUGAUAUCCUUGAUAUGGCGGGACACGUGCUGAGGUCAAUUUUUCCAGGCCAACCUAGUAGAUACAUCUUGAAGUAUCCCUUCUUCCUCUGUACCACGAGGACAGGAAACAUCCUGGUGUCUGACUGGGGAUCCAAGUGUGUCGUGUGUCUGACUCCCGAGGGAGAUGUGGUGUUCACCUACAACACUACAGGAGACACAGAGAUGGAGUAUCCACAUGGUAUCACAAGCACCAGCACAGGCGACAUCCUGGUGACAGACAUCAAUCUACACAGAGUCAUCCAUCUGACUGAGUCAGGACAGUUUGUAAGAAACAUACUGACAUCACAGGAUGGCGUCCAGAGUCCACGUGGAGUGUGUGUUGGUGGGCGUGGCCGCAUGUACGUGUGUACAUGGGAUGCAGUGAGGGUAUUUACAUUGAAGUGAAUGAACAUGUCGCAAUCCUCCUUUCAAUCAACUGUAGUCAGUGUGAGUUGAGGAUUUAUGUUUUAGAUAUGUGUAAUUGUGUAUUUACCUUUAAGCACAUUUCACUGUGUUUUAGUAAAAUCACAUUAUAUAUAAGUGUUUAAUCACUCAUCUGUCCUUUGCUAUUCAAAUGUGAUGAAUGAAGGUUUAAUAGGACACGGUCUGUAAGUGUACACAUUUUGUAAUCUCAAUAGCAAGACACGGCUGUACAUGUACUGCUUUAAUUGUUCAGAUCUCAUUUUAUAUCACCAACUUUGAAUGUAUGUAGCUUUGAUAGAAGAUCAUUAUAUCGAAUACCAGAUCCUCCGCAUGGUGUGUUUUUCAUGUUUCAUGUAACGGAGCUAUUCCUUCUGUGUUAUAAAUGGUAGUGUUGUGAGCUAUGUCGGUGUAGGUUGAAUAUUUACAUGACAGUAAUCCUUGCUUGCUAUGCUAAGGACACUAAGCAGCACUGUUUUGUUACAGAUUUACACACGGGGCAUCGUUUUGCUAUCUAUUCCUGAUUUUAUGUCAAUAAUUCAUUUAAUGAUAUCCCAAAAUGAAUUAUUGUAAUUCAUAAUGCCUGAGUAUUAUGGAUCUAUUUGUGAUAUCUGAUAUAUCUGUGUAAUAUUUACAUGACAGCCAGACUUCCUUGCUAUGCGGAAAAAGUUUUGUUACAGCUUUAUAGACAUUCUUCCGACCACAAUGAUCCGGGCGACAGUUGCACUGCUGUGUCACUGUGACCUGCAAAGGAGGCCCGCGAGAGUCUGGCGUUUCUGAAUUCUAAAUUCGACAGGCUGAUCAUGUGACAUGCGGUACGAAAACCGCCAAACCAGUCAAAGUGAAAAGCCAGUAUUUUGCACUCGUUGUGACCAACCGAUCACAAAUGUAGUCACUUAACAAAAAACAACUAAUGCAUUAGCAACCCACACUUAAGCAUUAGCAACCCCGAUAUACACCAACAAACCACACUAAUGCAUUAACAAAAAAUAACUAACGUAUAGGCAACACACAUUUAUGCAUUAGCAACCCACACUAAUACAUUAAUAAUCCACAUGAAUACAUUAUCAACCCAUACGUAUGCAUUAGCAACCCACACUAAUACAUCAACAAACCACACUAAUGCAUUAACAAAAAAAAACACUUAUGCAUGAGCAACCCACACUAAUGCAUUAACAAAACACACUCACUCAUCACCAA